CAAGCAGUUCUUCCAUCUCAGCCUCCCAACGUGCUGGGAUUACAGACGUGAGCCACCAUACCUGACUUCUUCCCUUUUACUCUUCCUCAAGUUCCUGAGGGAGACUGACAUAUCACGAGGCAUCAUCAAUACGUAUGGGUUUGCAUACUCUUUUCUGUCCUUGCUGGCCUCUGCUGAGUAACUGCUUGGCUGUUGGCCUUUUGGUACCAUGGGCCAGCAUCUACUUAUGUUAGUUCCACUUACUUAGCCUCUGGACUUCAUACACUGGAUCCACUGCCAUGUACUUGCUGUAAUUUCUAAUUGCAAGAACCAUGUAUUCCUUACCCUUCAAAUUCCAGUCUUCUUUAGGUCUUGCAACUUAAUCUUAGCCACUUUUGCACUCCUCUCAUGACAGAAGCUUUAAUAACUUUUCACAUGCUUUGCCACAAUAUACUGGAAUGUUUAGUAUUCAAAAUGUCUUCAGACAAAUCUUCCCAUCUGCCUUUCUUAGCCUUCGUUUUUGAUACUCAAUACUCAGAUACCUGAAUCACAGCCCCUCCAAACUCUUUCCUGCCUAGUAGCCAGUGCCUUCCUUAUUUGUUUGUAUGGGAAAACAUCUAUUAUAUUCUCUUGCAUUCUUGUGUACUCUAUGUUUUUAGUGGUACAGUCUUUAUAUAAAAGAAUACGGUUAUAUCCUCUUGCAUUCUUGUCUACUCUAUGGUUUUUAUCAUGUAAAUUUUAUACAAUGAUGCUCCUAAAAUGAUAAGGCAGCUUUGCAUGUACUGAUACAAUCAGUUGAUGAAAUAUGUUACAUGAGGAAAGCAAGGUAUAGAACAGUAUGCAUAACCUGCGUCAUUUGUGGAAAUGUAUGUGUAGUAUGGCAAUGCACUGAACAUCUCUGGAAGGACAUAUGAAAGUGCUAAUGGGGGUUGCCUCUAGGGAGUGAAAAAAACAGAUGGCUAGGGGACAAGACUAGGAGAGAGAUGUUUUUACUCCCUUUUUAUAUCUUUCCAUUUCUAUGUCAUGUGAAUAACCUAUUCAAAAAAUAGAUACAAGAUAAUUAUAAAGCAUUUGUAAUUUGGCUUCUAUACUCUUACGAAUGUCCAGAUCUCCUAUUCUCAGCCACAGAUAAAAAGUAGCUUUAUUGGCAAAGACAUCUUUUUCUUCCUUCACUGCUUCCUGACCUUCCAUUCUUUCUUGUAGGACUUUACUGAAGGCUGCAUAAAGCAGCCAACCUGCUCCAACAGUCGGAAUUUUUCCCUUCCAUUAGAAGGGAAAAUACUUCAGUAGGCAGAUGGUCUGAGUCCCAAAAUGUAACAGAUGAUACUUUAGUUAUUUUGCUAACUUGCCAGACUGAGAUAGAAAGGUCCUUACUACCCUUCACCUGACCCUCUUGGCCAAGCCAAGGCUGUAUUUUAGGUUCUGUUACUUGCAAGAAUUUUUAUCUGCAGACUUAUCACACUGAAUAGGUAUUUAAUAUAUUACGAUUACAAAUGCAUGAAUGAAUAAUUUUAUGUAAAGAAAUAAACUACCUAAGAUAGUUUUAAAUGUGUUUUUAAUAGAGUCUUUAAAUCAAUAUUUAAAAUUUCCCAGUUGUCCAUUAAUUACAGCUGUCUUUUUCCUCCUGAUCUAAGGUCCAGCCAAGGUUCAUACAUUGCAAUUAGUUGUUAUAUCUGCUUAAUCUCCUUUUAUCUUAAAAAAAAAAAAUCCAGCCUUUUGUGUCAUGUUGUUGACAUUUUUGUUAACUCACUCAAAAUCAUUUAUUGGCCACCUAUGAAAUAGCAGGCAUGGUGUUAUGUUCUAGGUAUUUGUACAUAAUAAUCAGUAAAAUGUUAUAAAUACUACAAUAAAGGCCGUAUAAAGUGAAGAAUGAGCACAAAAGGGGAAGAUAUCUCUCCUCUCUCAAAAAUUCAGGAAAGACAUGUCAGUGGGGAAAUGACAUUUCAGCUAACUUGAAAGAUAAGCAGACAAAAAAGAGAAAGCAGAGAUCAUCAUGUGAGCAAAAUACAUCUAUUACUUUUUAUGUUUUUGAAAAGCACACAGUUUAGAAAACUGCAGUCACCUGCGAGGAUAUUACGAUGAAACGUAAGUCAGAAGAAACACACAGGAGCAGGCCUUUAGUGUUGGGCCAGUGAAUCUGGACUUCAUCCUGUGUUUGAGAAUUCAAAGCUUUAAGGGACAGGCAGAAAACAAACACAAACAUAUGAUGUGAAAUGACAGACCUGUGGCAAACUGAAUUGUAUGAGUUCUGCCUAAAGAUGUUCAAAUUUGGGCUGACCAAACCAUGCCAAUGGGCUGAAUUCCACAGAUAGGACCCGGUGAGGACUUUUGAGCAGGCACUCAUGACAACAUAGAGAGGACCUAAAGUUGGGGAUAAUGGGGACAGGAGACAGUCACAGGUUGGAUAUAGACGCCGCAGUGUAAAGGAGGACAGACACCUCGUGCCUAUCAGGUCUCUGUGAUGACUGUGCUAUAAUCUCAAGCUCACUCUUGGCACUGGACAUACAUAGCAUUCUGAAGGCAGAGGUGCUUCCAUCCCCUUUUCUGCCAUGUCUUCCUCUGGAUGAAACACAUUCCUCACUACCGUCUUAAAUAUGUGAUCUAGAAAAAUCUCACUUUUUUCACAAAAAGGACAUUGUAGGCUGUUCCUUUCCCUUUCCCAGCUCUCUUUACUUACAUGGGCCAAAGUGAGUGGCCCCCAAGUCCCCAAAGUGAGUGGCCCCCCUUUGCCCCCAGGUCCUUCAAGUUUCUUACCCAGGAAUUUUCAUCAUCUCUGAGUAUGUUUUCCACAUUUCUUCUCAAAGUAUCAUUUAUUUCUGUAUAAAAAGGCAAGAGCAUGGAGCAGAGUUUGAUGAAUCUCAAUAAGCUCAUCUCUUAUUUUCACAUGUGCUUCAGAACACAUCAUACCUCCCGAUUAACAACAGCACAACACACAGUCCACUCUGACCCCUCCACAGAAGACUGUCCAAGCACUGCACGGUCUUCUUCACCCCUAAGAGCAGGGACAAAUGUCCUAGUACAUGCCAGCGCCUAAAAGUCUUUCUUUUGUUCCUGAGAACAGUGAUCACCAAACAUUUUGGUCACAUACUGUAUACAAAAAAAUAAAUAAGUUUCAAAAUUUAUUGUCUAUCCUCAGUAAAAAUAUAUUUUAAAGGUAUUAGUGUUAAUCUAUAUGAAUAUUACAGAUAAGUACUGAUAUAUCCUCCUCAUAUCAGCAGAUCAUCUUGUGCAUAACCAUACCUGCUGUGUAUUUCCCAGGAGCUAUAUAAUUCCCAGGGUUCAGAUUUUUUUUUCUCCUUCCCUCGUUUCUCUGUAUCAAUUCUACUCACCACAUCUAAACACUGAUUUGGAUACCUCUCUCCCUUCAGAAUCCUUUAUUUACUUGUUGUUUAUUCACAGCAACUCCUUCCAUUCUGCCUAAAAACCCUAAUAUCUUCCAUAAACUAACAGUCUUUUGGACAAGCCAGGGCUCUCAAUUGAAAGUUCAAAUCUCUGUAAAGCUUCCCAAUACCUUCAUGCCAGAAGGUAAACAAAUUACUUGCCCAUCCCUGGUGGGACAUAAAGUUCUAGCCUUUGGGCUCUAAUCUCACUGGCAUUUUUUAUUAGCCUGGGCCAGUUGUUUGCAAGAUGUCACUUUAAUUUAGCUGUUUCUGAAUUUUUUUUAUUGUUAAAUCUAGAUUAAAUAUUGUUGGCAAAAAUACCACAUUGGUGAUGGUGUGCCUUCUCAAGGUAUCAUAUCAUGUAAGAGGAAAUUUUUAACACAGUAGAGAAACAGACUACUAUGGCUAAUGGAAGGUCUAAUUUGAGUCUUCAAUUCUCCAUGUUUUAAUUUUAUAGUAAUUAUGUAAUUUCUUAGUGGUUUGGUAGUUAAGAGAGAUUUGAUACAGAUAAAUGGUGUUUUAUCCAAUUCAUUCACUAUCAUUUUGGAACAACAAAAAAAUUUCCCUUUUAAGUUGAUGAGUUUCUAAUGAUUGGGGAAGUUGAUAAAAUCAAGUUUCUGCCUUUAAGUGAAGCUAAAAGCCAGCUGAUAAUAAUAUCUGCCUCAUAGGGUUAAAGUGAGGAUUACUUGAGAUGUUAACAUACAUAAAAUAUAACUACCAGUAAUAUGCUCCAUGAAGAAGAUCUAUUAAUACAAUUAAUCCCACUCAGAUAUUUAUUUUAAACCACACAUACACACACAUAUAUACAGCAUUUACUGUUGAAAAUGAUACUUUAGGUGAUUUGUGAAUGUUAAUCUUUAUAACACCUCUGUUAGUUAGAUACUGUUAUUAUCCUCAUUUACAGAUAGGAAACUGUGGCCCAGAGAAGUUAAGUAACUUUCCUAAGGUCAUAAGCAAGUGAGUGGUAAUAUUUCCUGCUGUUUUUCUGUGAGACCCCACUUGAAAGUAAGCAGCCUGUAGAGCUACAAUCUGUAUUUGAGGAUGAUUUUCAUUCAGCUUCUCCUUCCUAGAUAGUUGCUUUCCCCUGUCAUCCUCCUCUCACCCCAAUACUAUUUUACCAGAUAGUGAUGGGUGUUUGAAUGUCAAUACCACAAUCCAUACAGGUGUGUGAUCCUGUGUGUGUUUUUUGUGUGUGUGCAUACAUCAGGCUGCUUAAAUGAGUUGCUUUUCUUCUUUGCUGCUUUCUCCAUUUUAAUGUAAGGUGUUUUUUUUUUAUUGUUCUCUAUUUGAGGUUUUUAAGCAUUAGAAUUAGGCAGAUCCAGAUUUAAGCUGAACAUUUCUAAGCCAGUGUUCUCAUCUACAAAAUGGUAAUACUAACACCUAUAUCAUGAGAUUGAGUGAGGAUUAAAGUAAGUGAUAUUGCAAAUUAUAAAGGUUAUAUAUAGAUAUUUUGUAUGUAUUUUAUACUACAUUUAGAUGAGUUGUCGGGAUAUGUUUUGGUAUUUUCUCCAUUUUAACUUAAAAGGUUUGGAGUUGAUGGUUUUUGUUUUUAGUGGUGGUGGGGAUAAGACUGGCAACCUCCUUUUGAUUGGGCUAUAAGAGGAAGAAUAAGUUCAAAGUUAGGCUAUUUAAUAUCCAAUCCCAGAGCCUCAAUUACCUCAUUUUAAAGUGGGAAUGUUAAUAGCUAUCUUGUAUCAUGGUAGUGAUCACCGUUAUAUCUCCAGUGCUUCCCACACUACCUGGCAUUAUGCAAAUGCCUAGUAAAUAUUGCUGAAUAAAUAUCAAAUAAAUAAGAUGUUGAGAGGAUUAAAUGAGAUAUAAAGGAUUUAGCACUGUGUCUGGUAGAUAGUCGAUAUACAAAAUUACACUACUAUUUUUAUCAAUAAUUUUUAAUUUAUUAAAUACAUUUCUUCUGAUUAUAUUAUUAAACACAUUCAAAUAAAGUAUAUAAUAUUUUCUUUAAUUAUUUCUGUUACUUAAGCAUGGUAUUUCUGAAAGAUGAAGAUACUAAUACCUUGAUCCUCUCUAGUUCUUUGGCAACAACCCAUUGAUGUUUGGAAGUGAAAAAAUGCCAUCAAUACUAUUAAUGAUUUUGAAAACCAGGCUUUAAAUAAAUGUGUAUACUCAUGUUAUUUCUUUUCAGAGAGAAGAGGUACUCCCUUAUAGGGACUUGUAAAGGCAUAGAGCAUCUGGAAAUUAACUGCCUCCAUUACGCUGCUGAGACACACACAACACUUGUUAUGUUUUCUUCACUUCUGUCCAGAAGGCUACAUUAUUGGAAUUUUGAAGUCAUGAAAACCUCAGAUGAACCAACCUGCAACACCUUGGAUUCAGAUUGGAAGAUAAAGAGAAAGUUUAAAGAAUGUGGCCUAUAAAGGCGGGUACCUGGAAGUAUUAACUGACUCACACUGUAAAAAUGAGACCAGUUUCUAAACAAUAGAGAUUGUUUUAGUACAACAUCAAGGUUCAAGACAAAUGUUGAACUAAAAACUUUACACUCCCCACCCCCACUUCAGACAGGUACCAGCACUGGUGAAUUAUGAUUUUCCUUAGUCGGAAACACUUAUUUUUACCCAUGUAGACCAUCCUUAGGAAUUAAAUAUUGGUUAUUUAAUGUAGAUUAUAAUGGGAAGCUGAUUUUUUUCACAAUGGCAGAUUUCAAGGACUUGGUUCCAAACUGAGCUGAAGCUUCCCAAUGAGUUUUGUACAGUCUGGGAAAAACUGUGCUGCACUGGCCCACUUUUGAAGGCCAUCAUGCUCUGUAAUAUAAGGAUAUCAUCUUAUUGCUGAUAUCUUUGGAGAGUCCCUAGCAGACACAGAAAAUGAAUGGAGGCAAAGAGUGUGACGGAGGGGACAAGGAAGGAGGUCUUCCAGCUAUACAAGUUCCUGUGGGUUGGCAGCGUCGUGUGGAUCAAAAUGGAGUGCUUUAUGUCAGUCCCAGUGGGUCUUUGUUAUCUUGCUUGGAGCAGGUUAAAACAUACCUGCUUACUGAUGGAACAUGCAAGUGUGGCUUGGAAUGUCCUCUUAUUCUUCCCAAGGUAUUUAAUUUUGAUCCUGGAGCUGCUGUGAAGCAGAGAACUGCAGAAGAUGUUAAGGCAGAUGAAGAUGUCACAAAGCUAUGCAUACAUAAAAGAAAAAUUAUUGCAGUGGCCACACUUCAUAAAAGCAUGGAAGCCCCACAUCCUUCUCUGGUGCUCACCAGUCCCGGAGGAGGAACAAAUGCAACUCCAGUAGUACCUUCUCGGGCAGCAACUCCAAGAUCAGUAAGAAAUAAAUCUCAUGAAGGAAUUACAAAUUCUGUAAUGCCUGAAUGUAAGAAUCCUUUCAAGUUAAUGAUCGGAUCAUCAAAUGCCAUGGGAAGGCUAUAUGUACAAGAACUGCCUGGAAGCCAACAGCAAGAACUCCACCCUGUCUACCCCCGACAGAGAUUGGGCAGCAGUGAACAUGGACAGAAAUCUCCAUUCCGUGGCAGCCAUGGAGGCCUGCCCAGCCCAGCAUCAUCAGGUUCCCAGAUAUAUGGAGAUGGUUCAAUCUCUCCAAGGACUGACCCACUUGGAAGUCCUGAUGUUUUCGCAAGAAAUAAUCCUGGUUUUCAUGGAGCUCCCAAUUCUAGUCCUAUUCACCUGAAUAGGACUCCUCUUUCUCCACCUUCAGUAAUGCUACACGGUUCUCCUGUACAGUCAUCCUGUGCAAUGGCUGGAAGGACUAAUAUACCUCUUUCCCCAACCUUGACUACAAAGAGUCCAGUAAUGAAAAAACCAAUGUGUAAUUUUUCAACUAAUAUGGAAAUACCACGAGCAAUGUUCCACCACAAACCACCCCAAGGCCCACCUCCCCCUCCUCCACCUUCUUGUGCUCUUCAGAAAAAGCCAUUAACAUCUGAGAAAGAUCCACUUGGCAUUCUUGACCCUAUUCCUAGUAAACCAGUGAAUCAGAACCCUGUUAUCAUUAAUCCAACCAGUUUCCAUUCAAAUGUCCACUCUCAGGUACCUAUGAUGAAUGUAAGCAUGCCUCCUGCUGUUGUUCCUUUGCCAAGUAAUCUCCCUUUGCCAACUGUAAAACCUGGUCACAUGAAUCACGGGAGUCAUGUACAAAGAGUUCAACAUUCAGCUUCAACCUCCCUGUCCCCUUCUCCAGUGACAUCCCCAGUGCACAUGAUGGGGACUGGAAUUGGAAGGAUUGAGGCAUCGCCCCAAAGAUCACGCUCAUCUUCCACAUCAUCAGAUCAUGGAAAUUUCAUGAUGCCACCUGUAGGACCCCAGGCCACUUGUAGUGGUAUUAAGGUUCCACCCAGGUCACCAAGGUCAACAAUAGGGUCCCCACGGCCAUCAAUGCCAUCAAGCCCUUCUACCAAGUCCGAUGGACAUCAUCAGUACAAGGAUAUCCCUAACCCAUUAAUUGCUGGAAUAAGUAAUGUACUAAAUACCCCAAGCAGUGCAGCUUUUCCUACUGCAUCUGCCGGAAGUGGUUCUGUAAAGAGUCAGCCUGGUUUGCUGGGAAUGCCUUUAAAUCAGAUCUUGAACCAGCACAAUGCUGCCUCCUUUCCAGCAAGUAGUUUACUCUCAGCAGCAGCCAAAGCACAGCUAGCAAAUCAAAACAAACUUGCUGGUAACAACAGUAGCAGCAGUAGCAAUUCUGGAGCUGUUGCCGGCAGUGGCAACACUGAAGGACAUAGCACUUUAAACACCAUGUUCCCUCCUACUGCCAACAUGCUUCUCCCAACAGGUGAAGGGCAAAGUGGUCGAGCAGCACUAAGAGAUAAGCUGAUGUCUCAGCAAAAAGACUCAUUGCGGAAAAGAAAACAGCCACCUACCACAGUGUUGAGUUUGCUCAGACAGUCUCAAAUGGAUAGUUCUGCAGUUCCUAAACCUGGACCUGACUUGCUAAGGAAGCAGGGUCAGGGUUCGUUUCCCAUCAGUUCAAUGUCUCAGUUACUACAGUCUAUGAGUUGUCAAAGCUCUCACUUGAGUAGCAAUAGUACCCCGGGUUGUGGGGCCUCAAAUACUGCUUUGCCUUGCUCAGCUAACCAGCUGCAUUUUACAGAUCCCAAUAUGAACUCCAGUGUUCUUCAGAAUUCACUGACACAGAACAUACCUUUAAGAGGGGAAGCCGUGCACUGCCACAAUGCAAACACUAACUUUGUUCACAGUAACAGUCCAGUCCCCAACCACCAUCUUGCAGGUUUAAUAAAUCAGAUUCAGGCUAGCGGGAACUGUGGGAUGCUCAGUCAGUCGGGCAUGGCUUUAGGAAAUUCCUUACAUCCCAAUCCACCUCAGUCAAGAAUUUCAACGUCCUCCACUCCAGUGAUACCAAACAGCAUUGUUAGCAGCUAUAAUCAAACAAGUUCUGAAGCAGGCGGUUCAGGACCAUCAUCCUCCAUAGCCAUAGCGGGCACCAACCACCCUGCCAUCACAAAAACAACGUCUGUUCUUCAAGAUGGCGUCAUAGUCACCACCGCAGCUGGAAACCCACUGCAGAGUCAGCUGCCCAUUGGGAGUGAUUUUCCUUUUGUUGGCCAGGAGCACGCACUUCAUUUUCCAUCCAACAGCACUUCAAACAACCAUCUUCCACACCCCUUGAACCCCAGCCUCCUCAGUUCUCUACCUAUCUCUUUGCCAGUGAAUCAACAGCAUCUCCUAAACCAGAAUCUAUUAAAUAUCCUCCAGCCUUCAGCAGGAGAAGGCAAGUCUGAGAUCAACCUCCACCCUUUAGGUUUUCUCAACCCGAAUGUAAACGCUGCUUUAGCUUUUCUCUCCAGUGACAUGGAUGGGCAGGUAUUGCAGCCUGUUCACUUUCAGCUCUUAGCAGCCCUGCUUCAGAACCAAGCCCAAGCAGCUGCCAUGCUUCCCCUGCCAUCUUUCAAUCUGACCAUCUCAGAUCUUUUGCAACAGCAAAAUACCCCUUUACCCUCAUUAACACAGAUGACAGCCCCACCAGACCAUUUGCCAAGCAAUCAGUCAGACAACAGCCGAGCUGAGACCCUUUUAACCAGCCCCCUGGGGAACCCUUUACCAAGCUUUGCAGGCAGUGACACUACUUUUAACCCCCUGUUCCUCCCAGCUGUCACUGGGGCCUCAGGAUUAAUGACCUUGAAUCCCCAGCUGUUGGGAGGUGUCCUGAACUCGGCAUCGGCCAACACCGCUAAUCAUCCAGAGGUUUCCAUAGCAACCUCCUCCCAGGCAACCACUACCACAACCACUACAUCAUCAGCAGUGGCAGCACUGACUGUCUCAACACUUGGUGGGACAGCAGUGGUGUCAAUGGCAGAAACAUUGCUGAAUAUAUCUAAUAAUGCUGGGAAUACACCUGGUCCAGCUAAACUCAACAGUAACUCUGUGGUGCCACAGCUACUUAACCCUCUACUGGGGACAGGUCUACUUGGUGAUAUGUCAUCAAUAAACAAUACUUUGAAUAACCAUCAACUGACUCAUCUACAGUCGCUGUUAAACAACAAUCAGAUGUUUCCUCCAAAUCAGCAACAGCAGCAACUUCUCCAGGGGUACCAGAAUCUCCAGGCGUUCCAAGGACAGUCCACAAUUCCUUGCCCAGCUAACAAUAACCCCAUGGCUUGUCUGUUUCAGAACUUUCAGGUGAGAAUGCAGGAAGAUGCAGCUCUCCUAAACAAAAGAAUAAGCAGUCAGCCUGGGCUCACAGCACUUCCUGAGAAUCCAAACACUACACUUCCACCUUUUCAAGAUUCACCUUGUGAGUUGCAACCAAGGAUUGACCCAUCUCUUGGUCAACAGGUGAAGGAUGGCCUCGUUGUGGGUGGCCCAGGUGAUGCUUCUGUAGAUGCCAUUUACAAAGCAGUUGUCGAUGCAGCCAGCAAAGGAAUGCAGGUUGUCAUCACCACUGCAGUCAACAGUACAACUCAGAUCAGCCCCAUUCCAGCUCUGAGUGCCAUGAGUGCCUUCACUGCCUCAAUUGGUGACCCGUUAAAUCUCUCCAGUGCUGUCAGUGCGGUCAUUCAUGGACGGAACAUGGGAGGUGUUGAUCAUGAUGGUAGGCUGAGGAAUUCAAGAGGGGCUCGGCUGCCCAAGAACCUAGACCAUGGGAAAAAUGCGAACGAAGGAGAUGGGUUUGAAUAUUUCAAGUCAGCAAGUUGCCACACAUCCAAAAAACAGUGGGACGGGGAGCAAAGCCCCAGAGGGGAGCGAAACAGGUGGAAGUACGAGGAAUUUUUAGAUCAUCCAGGCCAUAUCCACAGUAGUCCUUGUCAUGAAAGGUCCAACAAUGUCUCUACACUGCCAUUUCUGCCUGGGGAGCAGCACCCAAUACUGUUACCACCAAGAAACUGUCCAGGGGAUAAAAUUCUAGAGGAAAAUUUCAGGUAUAAUAACUACAAAAGAACUAUGAUGAGUUUUAAAGAGAGACUAGAGAACACUGUGGAAAGAUGUGCACAUAUUAAUGGGAAUAGACCUCGACAGAGUCGGGGAUUUGGAGAGCUGCUAAGCACUGCAAAGCAAGACCUGGUCCUAGAGGAGCAGUCUCCAAGUUCCUCAAAUAGUUUGGAAAGUUCUCUGGUCAAAGACUACAUCCAUUACAAUGGAGACUUUAAUGCCAAAAGCAUUAACGGGUGUGUGCCUAGCCCUUCAGAUGCUAAAAGCAUUAGUAGUGAAGAUGACCUAAGGAAUCCAGACUCCCCCUCUUCAAAUGAAUUGAUACAUUAUAGACCAAGGACGUUCAAUGUGGGUGACUUGGUCUGGGGCCAAAUCAAAGGACUGACUUCCUGGCCUGGAAAAUUAGUAAGAGAAGACGACGUUCACAAUUCAUGUCAACAAAGCCCCGAGGAAGGGAAGGUGGAGCCCGAGAAGUUGAAGACACUAACAGAAGGUUUGGAAGCCUACAGCCGUGUCCGGAAAAGGAACAGAAAAAGUGGAAAGCUAAAUAACCAUUUAGAAGCUGCUAUUCAUGAGGCCAUGAGUGAACUGGACAAAAUGUCGGGGACUGUACACCAAAUCCCACAGGGUGACAGACAAAUGAGACCCCCCAAACCCAAGAGGAGGAAGAUCUCCAGAUAACAGAGACUACUCCACUAAUGAGCAGUGUUUAUUAAAGGAACAUGCACAGAUGUAUCUGUAUAUAGGUAUUGAUAUAGCCACUGUUAUAUCAAUAUUUAGAUUAUGGCAGAUAGCUACCACCACCACAGGGUGCUAAAGAAACAGUGAUAGAAAGUUUUUCUGAUCAGGAAGGAUAAUGAAUGCUGGAAAAACCAAUCAAAAUCUCUGUGUGAUGAGAGUGAUAAAUGGUCAAGAGAUUACUGAGAAACUCUUUUUCUAUAAUACUAAAUUGUGAUUCCAAGAAAUAGUCCAAAUGUUUCUGAAGAAUUUUCAAUGUUGUAUAUAGAAAAUACAGAAUUUCAUGGUGAUAUCAGAAAUGUAAAUAUUGUACAAUAUUGUCAUGUACAAGCGUACCUAAUGCACACUUUAUCUUUUAUUGUACAAAGAAAUAGUGUACAAAAUUCUUUGGUUUCUAUGGAGUACACCUACCAGAGACUACCAGUGUAAAGUGAUAAAUAAAAAUACAACCUAAAUGCUUUUCUAUGAUAAUGUAAAAGAUGCUGUUUUUGUAUUUAACAGCAGAGAAAAGGCAUGAUGAUGUAAUAUCUGAAUUAUGACAUACACUGCACACCACUGAGUGUCCAUUUAUAUUGUCUGUUUGGAAUGAACCUUGCCUGGAAGCACUGGACUCAAUUUUGGGUGUCUAGGAAAUUGCAGCCUUGCAGAUUUCUAAAGGGAUGAGAGCUCACAGGUCUAAAUUAAGAAUUCAGAAACUGCAACCAUUUGUUGCAUAUUUUUUUUACCUAAGUUUUAAAAUAGAAUAGGUUUUAUAAAAAAAAAAUCUUAGAUGGAAUAUUUUCCUCAGCCAUUUCUGUAGUUAACAUUUGAUAGCCACCUGUUAAAGCAGAUAGCUUAUACUGACAGCACCACUGCUGGUGCUCAGAGUUGAGGGGUUUUUUUGCAAAUGAUAUCUAACAAGAUAAAACUUUCUACUUCCGUACAUGGAGGCAAAAGCCCCAUUUUGCAACCGUUAUCAGAGGUAAGGUUGAUUAUAAUUCAUUUUUUUUGUAGUGGCGAAAAUAAAUAUGAAUCAUCAAAGCAAGUUUCAUAUCCAUUCGUCAGUAUUACUUAAUCCAGAAGUUAAUUAAGGUGGCUUACAAAAUUAUUAGCAAUGGCAAUUUUUUAUCAGUAUUGUGUAACAUAUCAGAUUUAUUUUAUUUAAAGAAUUAUUUAUACCAUUAACAGAUUCUUAUAUAUAUUAAUGUGGCUAAAAUGUGCAGGUUAAAUCUAUUAACCAAAUUAUUUGUAUUAUAUUAAGUAAGAAAAAAUGUGAAACAAAUGUAGAGAGAAAAUACUACAUUACAAGUAUACAAACCUGAAACUGUGAGCCAUUGUAAAGUACAAGGUAAUUAAUAAGAAAUGUAGCACAACAUAAUUUUCCGUCUUCUUCUCACAAUUUUUGUGGUGGUGGUAUAACCCUAUCUUCCAGGCAGUUAAGCAAAGUUUGGGCUUCCAGCCUGACUUCAAAUGAUAGAUUGUCAAAAGAAGGGAUCUAUUAUCCCUUUAUUCUUGGAACCACCAGUCUCUGCCCCAAACCCUGAAGCCCCUAGAGAGCACUGCCUUGUCCUCUAGCCUAGGGCUCACGCAACAGUCUCCCACUCAGGCUGCUAGGAGGUUCUCCAGUAGCAGGCUCAGCACCUCAAACUGCCCACCACCUCUCCUACUGCUCCUUUCCCACCCAGCCCCCAAACUCCUCAGUCCUGUCAUGUAGCAGAGUUCCAGUAACUCAGGAAAAUGGAGACCAAGGUCAUUCCUUGAGUUGGCUUCUUGGGGCCACAGCACAGAGCAUGCUACCUGGGCUCACUUUUGAUAGCAACAGCUCUUAGUUAUUCCCCUAGGUCUCCUGUGUCUCUCUGUCCCUCUGUUCCUACUCUCACCUCUACACCCAAGCCUAGGGGAAUGCAACUGGCUAUCCUGGGCUUCAUGACCUCAAAGUAGGAACCCUUCCUUCAGGGGUAGGUUCAUUUCGUCUCUCUUGUCAUGGUGGGAUUGCCUGCCCGGUUCCUUCAUACAGUCCCAUGAAGUAAUCGUUUGUGUAGUUUAGUUGACACAUUUUUAUAAGUUAAAAGUUGAUGUGGCUAGUAUAUUUAAACCAUUAAUGUCUUUUUUUUUUUUUUUGCACCAAUCUGUUUUUCUGUGUUUUUUUCCUGCACAUUUGUGUUUAUUCACAGACAGACAUACGUGUGUGUUUGUAUGCUGGGUGUGUCUGUAUGUGUGUAUGUGUUGAUAUGUAGAGUUUUUAGCCUUUGCUUUUCUGUCUUCAGGCGGAGUUUACGUUGACCAAGCCUUCUUUUUGGUAUUUUGAGCUAAUUCAGUUUGUGCUUCCCUCCCACUGUAUACUUUACAUCAGUAGAACAUGUAAAGUAUGUUUGUGCCCAUGAUCUCACUGGCUGCUAUGGCUUUGAUAUGGGUGCUGGGUGUAAUAGUUUCAGUCUACGUGGGUUUUUUUUCUUUUUCCUCUCUCUCUCUCUUACGUUAUGUGGUUUUGUGUAAGCAGUUAAUGUAAAUAUUGUUACCAUUACAGGUCAUGAAGUGCUGUAACAUUUUUUUAAAUGUUGCACCUACUUUACAAUUAAAAAAUUGGUCACUCACACUUCAGUUUUGCCCAUAGAGCCAUUUAUUUCUCUUUGUAUUGAAGCCAAUUCAUUUUUUUAAAUGAAGGCUAGCCCGUCUAUGUUAGCAAAAUUUUUAUUCCCUAAAAUAAACUUUUUAAAGAAACAAAUCCAAGAAUGGAAACAGAUGAAAAAUUUUUUCUUCUUUGAAGAACAUAAUAGUCCCUGCUGGAAAAGGAAAUCUAAUUUUAUUUUGUGUCCCUUAACAGGCCUAGGAAGCACAAGGAGAAUAAACUAAACCUCUAAGAAGGUUUUAAAAAUUAUUUCAAAUGAGUGAAAAUUAACUGAGCAGCUUUUGUGUGAUUUGUCUUGUUUGUAGCAUUCAAAGCAAACCAGGGUUUUUAUUUAUUUAAAGGAACAUUUGUACUUUUUAGUGCCAUUAUGAAUGAAAAUGCUUUAAGAAUAUUCAUCCCUUGUGAUAUCAUGGGCCACUUUUAGUCUUUUAUUUGGACCCUGACUUUGAGUUUUUGCUAUGUCUGUUGUUUAAGUAAACACAGCCUUCUUAUUUGAACAUAACACUCAAAAUUGCAGGAGAAGAGGGCAGUUGUUUCACUUUCUGUAAGUUUUAUGAAGAUUCUUAUAUCCUAUGAGGUGACUCAUUUCUCAUUUUAGACCAUGAUAGCACAUUGUUGUUAACUUUGGUAAUCUUCCAUGCAGAUUGCAGUGUUCCCUCAUAAGUCACAAGCAUAUAUGCAUUAAGAUUUUAAAAUCUAAGAUGCUUAAGAUGUUGGUGGCAUUGCUCUUUCUGAAAAGAAAGUCAAAACACUAGGCCUUGCUGAAAAUCUGAUAUCUCGUUUACUUUGCCCAUUUAUGCCCAAAUGGUAUAAUGCAAGACUCAAGACUUUUCAAUGUAGUAUAUCAAAUGAGUUGUGCAUUGAUUCAUUUGGGGGACAUGAACAAAAAUUAUCAACCAGCCAGAACUGUAAUAUUGAAUUAGUUUAUCUUUUUCUUUUAUUCACUCUAUCACAUUUGCAUUAGCCAAAGAGAUAAGAACCUUAGUAAUUCAUAUGUGUAAACAACCCAGAAAUGAAUAUUAAAUCAGUGAGCCAAAAAGCAAUAAACAACUCAAGCAUGGGAAAUCCUGCUAACAGUGGGGAGUCUGAUAUAGAAAAAAUAUAUAAAAAGCAUUAUCUUCAAAAAUGAAAGAUUAAUUUGUAUCUACUGUAAAUAUGUAUUACCAGCCGUAUCUGCAUUUAUACACACUGUGUGUGUACCUCAGUGACCUUUUAUAAACCAGAAAAAUGGUUGAUUUAAUAAUUUGUUAUGUAAAUACAAAGUUGUCUAUAAAUUGGAAAAUUUGAUGCCAGAUGGCUUCAUAAUAUACAACUGUGUUUUGU
Sapajus apella (tufted capuchin) is the source of this 15368-nucleotide messenger RNA. It is a transcript of the gene MBD5, whose product is annotated as methyl-CpG binding domain protein 5. The transcript has 11 exons. Gene Ontology annotation, molecular function: DNA binding; chromatin binding. NCBI's taxonomy places the organism in Eukaryota, Metazoa, Chordata, Mammalia, Primates, Cebidae. The record is from RefSeq and is a predicted model, not a curated record. The coding region runs from base 6182 to 11380 and encodes 1732 amino acids. Gene Ontology annotation, cellular component: chromocenter; nucleus.